Dicrocoelium dendriticum is the source of this 7691-nucleotide messenger RNA. The record is from the annotation of a GenBank genome assembly. NCBI's taxonomy places the organism in Eukaryota, Metazoa, Platyhelminthes, Trematoda, Plagiorchiida, Dicrocoeliidae.
GAUUUGGCGCGAAUUGUAAUGACUGAGAGGGAGCUUGCUGAUGAUGCGCAGUGGAAGCUUAUACAAAAGAACACUUUCACUCGUUGGGUCAAUGAGCAUCUUAAAAAGGCAGAAAUGCACAUAGACGACCUCGCUGAGGACUUAUCUGACGGGAUACGCUUAGUUGCACUAAUAGAAGUCUUGACAAACCAAAAAUUCCGGCAGAUAAACAAAAAUCCAGUGUUUAGAACGCAGAAGCUUGAUAACGUUACUAAGGUGCUGAAGUACCUGGAAGAAAAUGAGAAACUAAAGUUGGUUAGCAUCGACAGUAGCCACAUUGUUGACUGCAAUUUGAAGCUCAUUCUUGGAUUAAUAUGGACCCUUAUUAUGCAUUUCUCAAUUUCUCUGCCAACUUGGGAUGACGAAAAGCAGAAGCCACAGGAUGACAAAGGACCGAAACAACGACUUCAGAGUUGGUUGGUCCAAAAAAUGCCCGAACCCCCGGUUCGGAACUUUACCACAGAUUGGAAUAAUGGCAUUGCAGUCGGCGCCCUAGUUGAUGCAUGUGCACCGGGUCUCUGUCCAGACUGGCCGGAUUGGGACAAACGACAGGCACUUCGGAAUGCAACAGAAGCCAUGACGGCUGCCGAGGACUGGCUGAGCGUACCCCAGUUGAUUCGACCGGAAGAGCUUAUCAACCCAAAUGUUGACGAAAAAGCAGUAAUGACCUAUAUCAGUCAGUUUCCCAAUGCAAAACUCAAAGAAGGAGCACCCCUACGACCGAGAACCAAUCCAUCACAGGUCCGUGCCUUUGGGCCUGGUUUGGAAGAAACUGGAAAUAUCGUCGGAGAGCGAUCCUGCUUCACAGUGGAAACGUUUUAUGCAGGUCGCGGUAGCCUAGAUGUUCUCGUUAUCAAUCCAAAAGGCACAAAGGAUGCGUGCGAUGUCGUGGCAAACAAUGAUAAGCUUCUAUCGUACUCCUGUUGUUAUGAACCGCGCAUGGAAGGCGAGCACAGAAUCAUCAUCAAGUUCGCUGGUCGAGAAAUCCCCAAUUCACCCUUCCGUAUUUUCGUGGAAGGCGCAGCCGGAGAUCCGUCCAAAGUUGUUGUCAAUGGUCCCGGCGUCGAUAAAAACGACGAACAUUUUGUCGGACGUCGAACAUAUUUUACCGUGAAUGCUCGAGAUGCCGGCAAUGGUCUCGUGCAAUGCACAAUCGUCGAUCCAAACUCGCGCCAAGACGUAGUGAAAGCGCAUAUCACACAACCCAGUGGAGAUGCCGUUUACCGCGUGGAAUACACACCAAAAGAGCCUGGCGUUCACCAGAUUCUCGUUACCUUUGGUGGAACAAAGCUUCCAAACUCACCAUACUUCAUACAUGUAUCUCCUGAAUUCCACCCCGAAUUGGCGUACACUACCGGUAGGGGGGUUCAGGCUCGCGGUAUCCGGGCUCAAGACAAGGUCCAUUUCAACGUGCACACUGAAAAGUGUGGUGGAGAUGCCUCCGUCCAAGCCAACAUGACCCGUGCAGAUGGUGAAGCCGAAAAGGUAUCUGUGGAACUGGUGGAAAAAGACCUUUGGAGAUGCUCUUACAUUCCUCAACGCCCCGGUAAAUAUCUACUGCGUGUACUUUACGGUGGUGAAGAUGUUCAGAACAGUCCUUUCGAGAUCGUCGUCGGUCCUUACAAAAAAUCCACCAUCAAAGCAUUCGGUUCUGGGUUGACUGCUGGAACGGUUAAUAAUCCCAACAUAUUCACCGUCUUCUGUCAGGAGCAAAGCAGCAAAAUUAGCUUUUCAAUUGAAGGACCGAGUGAGGCCCGCAUGGAUUGCUUCAACAAUGGCGAUGGAACUGCCCGUGUUACUUAUUUGGUUAGUCAACCAGGGGAGUAUGCAGUUCACAUCAUGUACGGCGGUGAAGACAUAUCCGACUCACCUUUCAUGCCGAUUAUCUAUCCCGAUGAAGGGAACAUAAAUGCGGACCGGGUGCGUAUUCACGGUCCCGGUGUAGACAAAUCAAGAUCUGUUCUUUUUGCCGGAAGGCCUGUGGAAUUCUACGUCGAUGGUCUCGCAGACGCCCUUCCAUCAGAAACGUAUAAAGCUCUCCGUGAAUCCAAUCUGGAGUCAAUCCUUUGCAUCCAAUGUGCUGAUUACUUAGGUGAUCCUGUGCCCGUAUCCUACCGCCUUCGGCCUGACGGCUCAGUUGUUUAUUCAUACACUCCGAAGAAAUCAGGAGUCCACACUGUAUCUGCCACAGUAGGAAAUAUCCCUAUCAAAGGCACUCCGUUUCGGGUCAACUUCAUUCCUGAGAUUCAGCCUGAUCGAAUUAAGCUCUGGGGUCCUGGCCUGAGUGCGAGCAUGCAAAAUCAACCUACGUUCUUCUUCGCUAAUCUUCGCGAUAUCUCUUCCGAGUAUGAGAUGGGCGACUCGGAUUUGACAGAGCUUUUGACUUUCCAAAUUUCUGACAAUCUGAGAGGCUCCAUCCCCGCUAAGGUUUCCAGACAACCAGAUGGAACAUUCCGCGUGGAUUACACCCCGGCCGCGGGGAGCUCAGCAGUUUAUGUUUCCCCGGUGUUCGGCGGCUCACCUACUCUGAAAAGUCCCGUGUGCGUUCCCGUCCAUCCGUCAGUCGAUAUGCAGAAAAUUAAAGUCACCGCGUUUGAUUCGAGAGUCUUCAAAGCCUCGUAUGUCAAAUUCACGGUCGACGCUUCGGCGAUUGAUCCAACCGGAAAAGGUGAUGUGACCGCUGUUGUCGUUUCGCCGAAUAACGAACAAAUGGCAUGCCAAGUCAAAAAUGGUAUGGACGGUACUUAUGUGUGCAAUUAUACUCCACUUGAGGAGGGUGUUCAUCAUAUCGAAGUAUACUAUAAUGGUAUUCCUGUACCUGGGAGUCCUUUCUCUGUGCGUGUCAGUUCCGGAUGCGAUCCGAGCCGCGUGAAAGCCUUUGGCCCCGGUUUGGAGGAUGGACCUCACCUAAUUCCUGGUGCACGGGCGGAAUUCACAGUUGACCUCACUGGUGCUGGUCAGGGCGGUUUGGGUUUGGCGGUGGAGGGUGCUAGUGAAGCGCCUAUCGAAUGUCGCGAUAACCGCGAUGGCACAUGUACCGUCUACUACACGCCCACAGAGCCGGGGGCUUAUUCCGUAUUCGUCCGCUUCAAUGACGAAGAUGUUCCAAAUAGUCCUUUCCGUGUAAACGUGCGUGCCAAGAUUGACCCCAACCGGGUACAAUGCUAUGGGCCGGGCCUAGAAUCAGACACGUUACGCGCCGGCUAUCCUGCAUAUUUCACCGUUGACACGAAGGAAGCUGGAGACGCGCGUCUGCAGGUCAAGUACACCCCGAAACCGGGAAAAGAAUUGCGUCCGGCUCAAAUACAGCCUUUAGGAAGCACUUUGGACAAAGACCGUUCGCAGCAACAUCACUAUCACAAAGUGACUUACACUCCGGAAGCGGAGGGUAUUUGUCAAAUUGAAGUUCUUUUCGAUGGCAAGCACGUACCCGGUUCUCCGUUUUCCGUCCGAAUACGCAAAUCUUGUGAGCCGGAACGUGUGCGAGUUCUUGGCCCUGGUGUUGAAGGACCUGUAUUAGCCAGUUUGCCCGCAACAUUCACGGUCGAUGCACGAGAGGCCGGUGUUGGCGAUCUGACAUUGGGCUUGACCGAUCCAAAAGGUCAAUCGGUUCCAAUCCGAGUUGUCCCUCUGUUUGUCGACAGCGAGUCUGUGGCCACCAAUGGCAUGGUUCCCUCUGUCACCAGUUUGGCGUCGGGUGAUGUCAGCGAGACUGGUCUGCUAUCCUGCACCUAUGAACCAUACAUGGUUGGACCGCACAAAAUCCACAUCAUGUUCGCCGGAGUGGAAACAGAGCCUAGCCCAUUCACUGUGCAGAGUAUCCCCACUGGCAGAGCUGAUCUCUGCGAAAUUAAAGAUACCGUCAAGGAGGCUAUCCAAGUGGGCGUUGAGCACAUGAUUCUGGUGGACACUGCAAUGGGUGGUAAAGGUCGACUGACCUGUCAGGUCGUGCAGCCACCUACAAAACCCGGAGCCUCUGCCACAUUCCUUCCUGUGGAGACGGAGGACAACAAAGACGGAACCACAAGUGUGUGCUACACACCGAAACAAACUGGACGGAUAAGCGUAGAGCUACGGUAUGGCGGCAACCUAAUUCCGAACGGCGAGUUCACACAAGAGGUUGUCACUGCCGAAGAAAUGCGGUCAAGAUUUAAACCGGUCGCUAUCUAUAGGCCUGUCGAAUUUCGACUUCCGGCGCCUCGCGGAGACGCUGAGCUCGAAAGUGUUGUCAUCCGACCAUCUGGCGUCCAACAGCAUGUGGCCCACACGUUGAAUGAUGAUGACACCAUUACUAUCACGUAUGAACCGAUGGAACAAGGCAUGCACGAGUUGCAUGUGAACAGUUUCUCAGCGGUGAAAUCGGGUGAUGUUCGCAGCAGCACAGUGGCGAUGCCGUUGCAAGGUAGUCCGUAUCGCUUCUACGUCGACAGUUUGGCCACUGGAUACGUGACUGCUUACGGACCAGGUCUGAGCCACGGCGUCGUGAACCAACCGGCAGAGUUCACUAUUGCCGCCAAAGAAGCUGGAGGUGGUGGUCUGUCGCUUUCCGUGGAGGGCCCAUCAAAAGCCGAGAUACGCUGCGUAGAAAACAGUGACAAGACAUGUAGCGUGAGUUACCUCCCUUUGGCCCCUGGAAAAUACACAAUAUCAAUCAAAUUCCUUGAUCAACACAUUCCCGGCUCCCCGUUUGUGGCCAAGAUUACGGGGGACGUGUUUAACCGCGCUCAGUUAAACAUGGGGUCGCCUAAUGACAUCACACUGGAUGACUUCGGUGAUGAUAUUGCGUCUUUGACAGCCACCGUCCGUUCCCCAUCCGGCCGCGAAGAUUCAUGCAUUCUAAAGCGACUUCCCAAAAAUCGUCUCGGGAUCUCAUUCACACCUAAGGAGAUUGGGGAACAUGUGAUUAGUGUCUUCCAAAGAGGUCAACACAUUCCAAAUAGUCCAUUCUACAUCAGUAUUUCUCAGAAAGAAAUCGGUGACGCACGAAAGGUGCGUGUCUUCGGUCCUGGUUUAAAAGGAGGCAGAACUAAUCAACCGAACCAUUUCACAGUGGAUACCCGAGAUGCAGGUUAUGCUGGAUUGGGUCUGUCAAUCGAAGGCCCAAGUAAGGCAGAAAUCGAAUGCCAGGAUAAGCAAGACGGCACCUGUUCUGUGACCUAUGUGCCCACUGAGCCCGGUCCCUACGUUAUCAAUGUGAAAUACGCAGAUGCACAUGUUCCCAAUAGUCCUUUUUAUGUGGAAAUCGAUGGUGAGCCUUCGACACGGAUUACGGAACGAAUUACCCAGCGUCAGGAAGCAUCCUCCAUCACCACAGUUGGCAGCCGUUGCGAGCUCAGUUUACAAGUUGCAGACACCAAUCUUGCGGAUUUGAAGGCUUCGGUUGUGGCUCCGUCUGGACGAUCCACUCCUUGUGAAGUGAUUCCCAUCGGCUCGGGUCACUUUAGCAUCAAAUUCGUACCCCAGGAGUUGGGUGAACAUUUGGUCAUUGUGAAGCACAAAGGACUCGAUGUAGCUGGUAGCCCCUUUCAAUUUACCGUGGGUCCUAUCACCGAUGGGAUGGCCCAUAAAGUGCGUGUAAUGGGCCCUGGAUUACAGCAAGGGUUUACGAAUGUUUCAAAUGAGUUCACCAUUUACACCAGGGAAGCAGGUGCUGGAACUCUAGCUGUCGCUAUUGAGGGUCCAAGCAAGGCCGAUAUAGACUGUCGGGAAAGAUCAGAUGGGUCCUCACGUGUAUCCUACAGAGUUUCACUCCCUGGGGUAUACACCUGCUCGCUAAAAUUCAACGAUGAACACAUACCAUUUUCUCCAUUCCGCAUUGAUGUUGCGGACUCCGACGUCGUUGGUCGUGUGGCUUCCUACACGGUACCGUCAUACUCGGCUAAUUCCCCUACGCGCAAGUAUAUUAUUCCUCACGAAACCGAAGAAUUCAGUCCACAGGCGAACAAGCCCAUUUCCUUUACUGUGCAUCAUCAAUUGGCUGAUGGAGAUGCCCUCAGAGCCCAAAUUCAAGCACCAUCUGGAGCAAUGGAAGAUGCUACUAUUCAGUCCAAAGGACGUGGGCAAUACGCUGUCCGGUUCGUGCCUAAAGAAGUUGGACCCCACUUUGUGCACGUCCAUGCUGUGCCGCGCGAAUUAGUCGGACGAGCUGAUCUUCCUUUGGGCCCCACCUCGCCAUAUUCUCCUAUCCAAGGAUCUCCAUUCCGCGUCAUCAUCAAUCAUCAUACAGCGGACCCAGGAAUGGUUUACGCUACCGGGGACGGCCUGCGUAGAGGGAAAGUCGGUCAGAAGAAUGUGUUCUUUGUUAACACGUCAGCUGCUGGAAGCGGAGUUCUCAACGUAACAGUUGACGGACCAAGCAAGGUUCUACUUGAGUCGCAGGAGGAGAAGGAUGGUUACGCGUUCAGUUACAUAACAAGCGUUCCUGGCGUGUAUCAGAUUUCCGUCAAAUAUGGAGGCGAUUUUCACAUUUCGGGAUCACCGUACAAAAUUUUCCUCCUUUGGACGAUUGAUGGACUCAUUUCGUUCACCAUUUAUCUGCUCAUCCCAACUUUAAGGUCGAAAUCACUGGUACUCCAGAAUCAGUCACUUCUAGCCGCAUCACAGAACAGAGAUCAGAAGUUGAGGUGGAGACUUUGACCACCAGGUCUUCCAAAUCGCACGAUUAUUACACAUCAGCACGCGCUGAUCGCGUCAUUUGCCAAGGCACGGGACUGCAGCAUGCUGAAGUCCAGAACGUCAACUGCUUCCAAGUGGAUACUUCUUCCGCAGGACCAGGCGUUUUGUUGGUUGGUAUAUGCGGUCCCACGCGUCCUUUUGAGGAGGUCAAGGUGAAGCACUUGGGAGACAAUCAAUACUACGUUUCCUACCGCGUCAACCAAUCUGGAAGACAUGUGCUUAUUGUCAAAUGGGGAGAUCAACAUGUCCCUGGUAGCCCGUUCAUUCUCAACGUUCCAUGAUUUGAUCCUCACACUAAGAUUCUGCCCAGUUUAGUCACGUGGCGUCCCAACUCGUGGGUGCAAGUUUCACAUCUCUUCUCUGUGCAAACACCACUGCUCUCUGUCGCCGCACCUACGUUCGCUUCUUUGUAUUUUCCUCACAAGUGACCCCAAUUUUGUAAGUACGCUGGUCUCUGCUAACUCUCUGAGCCAGCUUUUUGCCAACUCCAAUAAAGGGAAACCGAUCAUUGCGUUUGUUGGAAUUUUCGUGCAAAUUUUUCUACCUUUGCGAUGCCUGAUCAUCAACAGUUCAUCCAUUUGUUUAUACACAUGCUUUUUUUCGUACUAUUUGUUGCUGCCACGACCAAUCCCUUCCUCCUGUCUUCCGUUUUCCUAUCACCACCACCACCACUUAAUUAUCUGCGGUGCUGCAAUGUACGUCUUCCGGAACCAUAGCGUUGCAAUUCUUUUGCCACCGCGCGUAUUUCAGAUCCUUUGCAUAUAAUGGGACUUUGUGGCUUUCCAAGAUAACGAUCAUCUAUGCUAAUCCAUUUGCCUUGAUUCUGCUCCUCUUACAUGCGCUUCCCGAUUCCCCCCAAUAUGGCUUGCAUCUUUUUGAUUUUUCAUCAUCCCCACAAUACAGUUUAUAUUUUUUCGAGCUGGUUGCCGCAAGUAGAUACGCAUGUGUCUCGUUGGUGUCUGCCCAAAUUCAUUAUU